Aspergillus ruber CBS 135680 is the source of this 2593-nucleotide messenger RNA. It is a transcript of the gene lcb2, whose product is annotated as putative serine palmitoyltransferase 2. NCBI's taxonomy places the organism in Eukaryota, Fungi, Ascomycota, Eurotiomycetes, Eurotiales, Aspergillaceae. Gene Ontology annotation, cellular component: serine palmitoyltransferase complex. The coding region runs from base 453 to 2483 and encodes 676 amino acids. Gene Ontology annotation, molecular function: pyridoxal phosphate binding; serine C-palmitoyltransferase activity. Gene Ontology annotation, biological process: ceramide biosynthetic process; sphingosine biosynthetic process. The transcript has a single exon. The record is from RefSeq and is a predicted model, not a curated record.
ACAAGGCAUAACUUGAUUAUACAUUUUGUGCACAGGUCGGAGUCCUCGGGUGCUACUCAACAACGGUUUGUCUGCCUUUUUUUUCUUUUCCCUCUUCUACCUCUCCUGCUUCAACUCAUUCUCCUGGAUUAUGUACAUUACAUUCCAGCGCUGUUGAAAAUAUCUAAUCUCACUUACCUGCUUCACUAUCAAUCUUCUGAAACUGACCAGCUUUGGUCUAUACAGAAUCAGCUUCAGCCACCACAUAUUGCCGCCCACAGAGACACCACUCGUGACAAGAAAACAAGAAGUGGUCGAGAAAAAGGGGAGAUUUUAGAAGACGAAUUUAUCGUCGUUGUCAGUCUCAAACUUCAUCGUCAACACUCCACCGGGCAAGCGCAGUCUAGCCUCUCUUGUCUCCGGUGUUGACAUCGCCCUGUUCCGUUUCCGCUUUUCCCUGGCUCUUUCCUGCGAUGCCUCGUCGAUCUGCGGUUUCCUCUUCCACCACCACCGAUUCUCCCAACUCGCCGUCCUUUUCUUCCUCGAUCCCCGGAAAGGGCGGUAUUCCCAUCAAGCCCCCCAAUCGUCUGAGCCAAUUCUUCUCGUCUUCGCCUAAAUCCAAGUUUGAACCUCAGACUGCCCAGGCGGCCCUCCAGUCCGUCAGUGGGAAUACUCCUAGUCCCUCUACUCCUCCGAUAAGCUCAGCCUCACUGUCAUUACCGACUAUCUCUCUCUCUACAGCUACGGCGGACAAUCCCAACAUGGACGAACCGCCCACCACGCUCUUUCAGCCUCCGUCGCCCGAAGAGGCGCGCCGCUUAGCCAAACAACAUGCGCAGUUCGGUCCCAUCGGUCAUCAUAACCACCGGUAUUCGAGUCGACACCCCGGUGGUGUCUUCCCGGAGCCCGUGAUGGACGAACCGCCUUAUUAUUAUCUUAUUACCACCUACAUCAGUUAUCUAAUCCUAAUCGCCUUUGGUCACGUCCGUGACUUCUUUGGUAAGCGUUUCCGCGAAGAGAACUAUCGACACCUGAAGCCACGGAAUGGCUACGGCGCCCUCAACAGUGAUUUCGAUAACUUCUAUGUUCGCCGUCUCAAGCUGCGUAUUAACGACUGCUUCGACCGGCCCACGACCGGUGUCCCGGGACGAACCAUUAGCUUAAUUGACCGCAAAACGGAUGACCACAACAAGCACUUCUAUUUCACGGGUACUACCACCGAUACACUCAACCUGAGUUCUUACAACUACCUGGGUUUCGCUCAAUCCGAAGGUCCGUGUGCGGAUUACGCUGAGGAGACCACGAGAAAGUAUGGUAUCGCCGCUCCCAGCACCCGCGCCGAAGUGGGAACGCAAGACCUCCAUACAGAGGUGGAGGAUUUGGUUGCCAGAUUUGUGGGUAAAGAAUCCUCGAUGAUCUUCUCAAUGGGAUUCGGUACCAAUGCAACCGUUUUUCCUGCCCUAGUUAGCAAAGGUUGCCUAAUCAUUUCGGAUGAACUGAACCACGCGUCGAUUCGCUUUGGGGCCCGUCUCUCGGGUGCGUCCAUUGGCAUGUUUAAGCACAAUGACAUGAAAGACUUGGAAGUCAAGUUGCGGGAAGCUAUCUCCCAAGGCCAGCCUCGGACCCAUCGUCCAUGGAAGAAGAUCCUUGUGGUCGUUGAGGGUCUUUACUCGAUGGAAGGCUCCAUGUGCAACUUGCCCGGUCUUAUUGCUUUGAAGCGUCGCUACAAGUUCCACCUUUUCAUUGAUGAAGCUCACUCGAUCGGUGCCAUCGGUCCUCGGGGCCGUGGUGUGUGUGACUACUUCAGCAUCGAUACCCGUGAAGUGGAUAUCCUGAUGGGCACUCUGACCAAGUCCUUCGGAGCUAAUGGCGGGUACAUUGCCGGUGAUAAGGUCAUGAUUGACAAGCUGCGUGCCACGAACUCUGGCGUUAUCUUUGGAGAAUCGCCGGCUCCGGCUGUCCUGGCGCAGAUUUCCUCUGCUCUUCGAAUUAUCAAUGGUGAGAUUAUUCCUGGUCAAGGCGAAGAGCGGCUACAGCGUCUGGCCUUCAAUUCGCGAUACCUUCGUCUCGGCUUGAAGCGUCUUGGCUUUAUAGUAUAUGGUCACGACGAUUCGCCAAUUAUACCUGUUCUUCUCUUCAACCCUGCCAAAAUGCCCGCUUUCUCCCACGAGAUGCUCCGAAGAAAGAUCUCUGUCGUCGUUGUUGGCUAUCCUGCGACUCCUUUGGUCUCGUCUCGAGCUCGUUUCUGCGUUUCCGCCGCUCACACCAAAGAAGAUCUCGACCGAAUCUUGACCGCCUGUGAUGAGAUUGGAAAUGUUCUCCAAAUAAAAUUCUCCACCGGUAUUGCCGGCGGUGCACUGCCGGAAAAUGGAGAACUGGCACCUCCUCCGGAAAUGGAGAAGGAGUGGCGCAGCAAGCGGUCCCCCUCCAUCCUCCCUCCCCGAUGGCGCAUCGAAGACGUUAUCCGACGUGGUGUCCAAGAUUCGAAGGCGCCCAUGUACUAAAUGUACCAGCUGUCGAGUGGUUCGUGUAUGAACUGCAUGGCCUGGUCCAUUUUUAUGUCGUUACGCCCGGUGCUGUCGGGUAAAGUUCUGCGCCCCUUUGGAGUGAGGAG